AUGUUAUUAAUCAAAUACUCAACAACAAUGCCUUCUCGGCAUCAACGGAAAGCUUGGACAAUGGUCUUAUUAUUGUUGGCUCUCCCUUUUAAUAAUGCCUUUUUGUUUGGAAGUUUAGGCGGUGGAGGUGGUGGUGGUGGAAGUUGUAAUUCUUGUUGUGCACCACCCCCACCCCCACCUGUUUGUGCACCACCACCAUCUUGUGGUUGUGGUGGCGGUGGUGGUGGAGGAGGCGGCGGUGGAGGUUCAAGAGGUCCAAUAAUUGUUAACUGUGGUGGUGGUAAUGAAAUUGGAGCAGUCGGAGGAGGAGGAGGCUAUGGUGGUGGUGGAAGAGGCGAAGGAGGAGGCGAUGGAGGAGGAGGAUGUGGAGGCGGUGGAGGAGGAUGUGGAGGCGGUGGAGGAGGAUGUGGAGGCGGUGGAGGAGGAUGUGGAGGCGGUGGAGGAGGAUGUGGAGGCGGUGGAGGAGGAUGUGGAGGCGGUGGAGGUGGAUGUGGAGGUGGCGGUGGAGGAGGAUGUGGAGGCGGUGGAGGAGGAUGUGGAGGCGGUGGAGGAGGAUGUGGAGGCGGUGGAGGUGGAUGUGGAGGUGGCGGUGGAGGAGGAUGUGGAGGCGGUGGAGGAGGAUGUGGAGGCGGUGGAGGAGGAUGUGGAGGCGGUGGAGGAGGAUGUGGAGGCGGCGGUGGAUGUGGAGGAGGAGGUGGUGGUGGAUGCGGAAGCAGUGGAGGUUCUAGUAUCGAUCUUCAACUUGGAUGCAGCAGUGGAGGAGGCGGUGAAGGAGGUUGCGGCGGUGGAGGAGGCGGUGGUUGCGGAGGAGGCGGUGGUUGCGGAGGUGGAUGUAGCAGUGGAGGCGGAGGAGGUGGAGGUUGCGGAGGCGGAUGCAGCAGUGGAGGUGGAGGAGGAGGUUGUGGCGGUGGAGGAGGUGGUGGUUGCGAAGGCGGAUGCAGCAGUGGAGGUGGAGGAGGAGGCGGUGGUUGUGGAGGCGGAUGCAGUAGUGGAGGUGGAGGAGGAGGAUGUGGAGGCGGGUGUAGCAGUGGAGGCGGAGGGGGCGGUGGUUGCGAAAGUGGAUGUAGUGGUGGAGGCGGUGGAGGUUGCAGCGGAGGUGGAGGUGGCGGUUGCGCAAGUGGAUGCAGCGGAGGAGGCGGUGGAUGCAGCAGUGGAGGAGGAGGUGGAGGUUGUGAAAGCGGUGGAUGUUCAGCUGUUGCUCCAAGUGGUGGCGGCUGCUCGGGUGGUGGAGGAGGUGGCUGUGAAGGUGGUGCUUCUAGUGGUGGAGGUCAAUAUGCUGCACCUCAAGUUAGUGCUGGUGGUGGUGGAGGCGGUGGUUGUGGAGGCGGUUGCAGCAGUGGCGGAGGAGGAGGUGGAGGAUGUAGUAGUGGAGGCGGAGGAGGUGGAGGAUGUAGCAGUGGAGGUUGCAGCAGUGGUGGUGGCGGUGGAGGAGGAGGAGGAGGUCGCUUUCAAUUCUAA
Messenger RNA from Meloidogyne enterolobii, 1458 nucleotides. The record is from the annotation of a GenBank genome assembly. Lineage: Eukaryota; Metazoa; Nematoda; Chromadorea; Rhabditida; Meloidogynidae.